Alternaria rosae is the source of this 1192-nucleotide messenger RNA. Its product is annotated as DASH complex subunit Dam1-domain-containing protein. The record is from RefSeq and is a predicted model, not a curated record. The transcript has 2 exons. NCBI's taxonomy places the organism in Eukaryota, Fungi, Ascomycota, Dothideomycetes, Pleosporales, Pleosporaceae. Gene Ontology annotation, biological process: mitotic sister chromatid biorientation. Bases 214 to 882 code for a protein of 222 amino acids. Gene Ontology annotation, cellular component: mitotic spindle pole body; mitotic spindle; DASH complex.
GCGUAGUUUUGGAAGCAAGAACCAUGGCAUCAUCGACCAAUUGGUCUUAGCGCAAUUGCCCUGCGUGUGGGGUACUGUUUACUUCGCAUCAAGCUCCCGAACUAGGACCGCGUUUCAAGAUCCCAAGAGGCGUCACAGUACCGGUCGGCGAGACUGCAAUUGCUCGACCGUGCCACCGGAUUCACAAGGAAAUACAUCCACCACCGUGCCAACAUGGCGUCCACAACACCCACAACAACGCCCUCUUACCGGCGCACACGCAGCAAAUCACCACGAUCACGUCCGACCACGCCCCUCCGCCCGUCUUCCCGCUCUUCGUUACGCGACUCAUCCCAACGCGGUCGCGCUGCUUCGGCAUCUGGCAACGCGCUUGAAGGCUUACAAGACGGUUUCGCUGAGUUGAGCGACGCCAUGGCAGAUCUUGAGCAAAACUUCUUGCAGUUGCAACUUAUGCACGAGAGCCUGGCACGAUUCUCAGAAAGUUUUGCGGGGUUUCUGUAUGGAAUGAACAUGAACGCUUUUUGCGUAGACUUCCCCGAGGCUCCUGUUCCAGAAUCUUUCAAGCGCCCACAAAACCAACCUGACCAAGGUGCCGCAAACCUGAAUCGCUCUCAAGGCCCAGAAGAUAUGGAAGCAACGUUCCUGACGACCGAUACUUCAUUCGUCGACAACCCACCGAGUAGCAAAAUCCACUCCAAAUUCCAGAACCCACAAACGCCAGCACCUGCUACGAGAACAAGUGGCGUACCUAGAGGAAGAGGGGGAAUACCACGAGCAGGUGGACGGGGUGGUAUACCUACACGCGGCGGUGCACCUAGAGGAACCAGGGGCGGUACAGGCAUAGCAAGAGGAGUCGCUGGACGGGGUCGCGCGGCACGUUGAUGACACUGAACUAAAUGAUUUCUCGAUGAGUACAGUCUUCAUGAAAAUGAGGAGGCUCGUUCUAUGUAUGUUCUAUUACCCCACAUCGUGUAGGGGCUACAUGGCUACACUGCUAAACGUGGUGUAACCUAGUAUUAACUUCCAGAGUCGUCAUCCGUCCGUUACCUUCGCAAUCCCUUCGUCCUACUAAGCUCUGUAAUCCAAGAUGACCUUCAUUACCGCCAGUGCAGAACAAAAAAGGGCAUUAGGUGCAACUAUCCAGACUGUUGUCUUCCUUAGGAAAGGGGUAUACUGCGACCAAACCCAUUAA